Molecule: messenger RNA, 690 nt
Organism: Naumovozyma castellii
Lineage: Eukaryota; Fungi; Ascomycota; Saccharomycetes; Saccharomycetales; Saccharomycetaceae
Exons: 1
Coding region: 1-690 (229 amino acids)
Source: RefSeq, a predicted model, not a curated record
AUGUCAAUCGCUACCCUCUUAAAGACAGUCCUUGGACUAUACCUACUAUCCUCGUACAAGUCUGUCCCUGGAGCAUAUUUCGUCAGGUUCUACUACCACUGCUCCCGUCUUUUGUUGGUUCCGUUCGUGACAGGAAAGAAUACCAAGAAUAUUAAGAGAUUGCAAUCGACCGAGAACGGCUGUUUUGCAUUAGCAAGGGUGUCCACUUAUGUCUCCCCCCUGGAAUGUGAUUUCUACUUCCACAAGAAUAAUGCUACUUAUUUCGUCGAAAUGGACGUCUCGAGGGCUAAGCUUAUGUGCUCCAUCUUUCAAAAAUUAUUUCUCACAUCUAAGAGGUUCCCCUUCGUUCCCGUAGCAAAUGUGUUUACCAACUUUUUGAAAGAAUUGAAACCCUUCCAAUCAUACGACGUUGUCUCUUCCAUACUUGGUUGGGAUGAGAAAUGGAUUUACGUCAUUAGUAGAUUCACAAGAAAUAACGACAAGAUCCUCUGUUCGUUGUCAUUGACCAAGUAUGUGUUGAAAGACGGAAGAAAGACAAUCCCACCAGUGGAUGCAUUGACCAUUUGCGGACUGUAUAAUGAACAAGUGGAGGCCAUCUCGAAGAAGAACAUGCACGUGUUGAAAGAACAAUGUGGGUUCCAUGAAACAACACCGUUAGAACAAAUGACCUUCGACUAUAUAGAGCUAUGA